Heterotrigona itama is the source of this 273-nucleotide messenger RNA. NCBI's taxonomy places the organism in Eukaryota, Metazoa, Arthropoda, Insecta, Hymenoptera, Apidae. The record is from the annotation of a GenBank genome assembly.
AUGCCGGACAAAAAUCGAGGCUGCCGAGAUGGACAACGCGACAAAGAUUUCUUUGCCGACGAGAUAUCGUCCAUCGGUAUGUCGUUACGACCCAGCGGUAGCGCUUCUUCUGGUAUCUCAUCCCUUGCGAGCUGUGGCGAGGUGGACGCGUUACCGCAACUGCCAGCGCAAGACGAGGAACGAUUGCAACGCGCUGCACGUUUGUUGCAACAAAGGCUCGUUUUACGCCAAUGGUUGACGGACCAUGGCUUGCACAGUCAUUACCAGAAGUGA